Messenger RNA from Ambispora gerdemannii, 258 nucleotides. The record is from the annotation of a GenBank genome assembly. NCBI's taxonomy places the organism in Eukaryota, Fungi, Glomeromycota, Glomeromycetes, Archaeosporales, Ambisporaceae.
AUGUUACCAGCUAGAAUCGCAGAGGAAAUAUUGGAAGAGUCUAAUAAGGAAAAAAAUAACAUCAAUGAUAUUAUUCACACUAUAACUAUAACAGAAUACUCAAACUCAAAGGUAGAGCAUAUUAGUAAUACUUUACAGAUUGAAACUCAUCUACUAGUACAUUCAGACAUUGUCAUUAUUCAGAAUAAGACAGCAAAGGAGAUGGCUGAUCUUAUUAUUAUUAAAGUUGAAGAUAAAGAUGACUAUUCGUGGAAGUAA